CGCGGUUCAGUCGCAUUCCCAAAUCGUACAGUGACGGAGUACAGCAACGAGAAGGCAGGCUCUCACUCUGUUUCUGCCAUCAUCCUGCCUGAUCGCUCGUCAUCGUGCAAAAGAAAUGUCCUGUUGAGUGUUACGCGGGCUACCAACCACCGUCGGGGUGUUUCUGCUGCCUAAGACAUAUAAAAAGGAUUUCCAGUUGAGCCGUAUCAAUCAAUCGGAAUCGGUUGGUCAGUGAGAAAGGAACUAGCUAGAGUGUGUGUUUUAGUGACUCUGUGACUCGGACUCUUCUAAUGUGAAAGUGCUAUCGAAAGCUUUUAGAGAAACCAAAAAAAAGAAAAACAACACAGCGUCGAAAGACGCGCGGCAGUUCUUUUUGUGAGCACUUCAGUUGUUUUUCCCGUUAAGUCAACAAAAAGGGUCGAGUGUCGCCAGAGCGCGCACGAAAGAAAUUAUAAAUUCAUUCGAAUCACGCUCGCCCUGACACAGAUUUUCGCCGAGGCACUGGAUAAGAAUCCGCCUACUCUUGGCUCCAUUCGGGGGCUGACAGGAGUAACGGCCGCUAAAGGACUUGAGGACUUACUUCACAGGACACGCAGUUCGUACUUGAACUAUAAAGCUAUAGAAGCUGAAAAAACGGAAGGGGAGAAAUAUAAAUAAAGGCGUUCAUACACGCGAAUAGUAAUUUUCCAGCCCCCGGGAAAGGACUUGCUUGUUUCACCAUCAGAAAAGCGCGUGAGGGGAAGCAUUUCCAAUCGAUCCAAUCGAGUUCCGGUGUACAAACCGCAAAUCAUCAAGACGCAAUGCAGCUGGCGAGAUUGUUGCUUACUGCGUUGCUGGCCGUUUGCAGUUUCGGAUUGGUUCGCUGCUGGCCCGUCACCAAUCCCGACAUGGUGGACAGCCUGAUCUUCGCCAGUCCCGAAGUGGCAGCCCAAUCUAUGCGAGAGAUUCCACAGUGGCACUGUUUGCGAUACUUCAAGCACGACAUUCAUCUGAUGAGACGCUGUCGCAAUUACCGACUGCACAUGCUGCGGCGACCCAACGAUAUGAUCUAGGGCGGGAUUAGACCGGAUGAGUCCGAUUGAAUCCGUGAGAUAAAUGUAAUGACACUAUCCAUACCUAAACUCACCUAGGUGGAUCACAAACUGAGGUAGGCUAACAACUGAUAUAUAAUUAAAUGCAAGCACAAAUGAUGUUACAAACACUGUGAGUGUACUUCCUAAUGAGAUUAAAUAGCAGGCAUGAACGGAAAUAGGUGGUAGUCAGUAGUAUAUAGGAUAUUGUAGAAGAAUAGUUACUGCAAUUAUAUCUAUCGUCGCUUUUAUGAAUAAUAGCGAUUCAUUAUACCAUAGCAUUGUAAAGAAUCAAAUAAAUUUCAGUGGCAUUCAAUAGCAGUUUGAAAUUGAGGUUUGAGAAUGGAGAAGAAAAAAUAACAAUUUAAAAAAAAAACAUUCAAACAGAGUUGAUAGUUUAUGAGAUUUAUAUCUACGAUUUAGCUCUAAUUUUGUUCUGAUUAUGUGAUAUUCAUCCAAUACAUUGUAUAAUUUAAAAUAUCAUCUCCAGAUACCAUCCCUUAGAUAUACUUAGCUCAAAUCCAACUUUGUAUUGUACCAUUUUUGGAAGAGAGGAAGAAAUCAGGAAAACGAUAUGAAAAAAUGAAUUAAUAUUGAAGCGACGUUAAA
This is a messenger RNA of Toxorhynchites rutilus septentrionalis, 1679 nucleotides long. RefSeq lists its product as uncharacterized. NCBI's taxonomy places the organism in Eukaryota, Metazoa, Arthropoda, Insecta, Diptera, Culicidae. The transcript is spliced from 2 exons. The record is from RefSeq and is a predicted model, not a curated record. Bases 801 to 1052 code for a protein of 83 amino acids.